Malaya genurostris is the source of this 2740-nucleotide messenger RNA. RefSeq names its product ell-associated factor Eaf (gene Eaf). The record is from RefSeq and is a predicted model, not a curated record. The transcript has 6 exons. Bases 675 to 1919 code for a protein of 414 amino acids. Lineage: Eukaryota; Metazoa; Arthropoda; Insecta; Diptera; Culicidae. Gene Ontology annotation, cellular component: super elongation complex. Gene Ontology annotation, molecular function: transcription elongation factor activity. Gene Ontology annotation, biological process: positive regulation of DNA-templated transcription; regulation of transcription elongation by RNA polymerase II.
UUUAAAAUAGUUUGCUAAUAUUAUACAUAAUAUUUCCCGUCGAUUGCAUAUUAUAUUCGCUAAAGAAACAAAAUCUUAAGUUAUGAAUGAGUAUUUUCAUCGUUUGUUUUUCUUCUUCGUCUGAAGUGUUGAGAUCGAAUUGAAUGAAUUUUUAUCGCGAAAGUCACGUAGUAGCUUGCUCUGUUUGAAACGUAUCGAUGUGUCAUGUCAGCAAUCUCUGAGAAAGGUCCCAGGACAGCAAAGUUGCAACCAGACAGACAUCUCCGAAGGCAUUGGUGCAGUAAAUAGAUAGCAGCUGUUUGCUGCUUUACCGUGAAUCCUCGUGCAUCCUCAACUGCUCGGAACUAAUUGCAGUAGACUCCGAAUUUAGUGGUAUUGUGACGUUUGUGUUAAAUCUUUUUUUUGUUAUAUAUACCAAUAGUCUAUGUCAUUCUCGUUCGAUUUCCCCCUCCUGUUGCUUCUUUCAUUUGGGUGAGCAGUGGCAAAAAGUUAGACACUUGGAUUGUCGAAGAUCCGGGUCGUUAUAUAUUGAGUGCCUCACUGUAGUUAUCUACAAAUUUUUGCGUUAUUACCACUUUCUCGAAGAUGUUUUAAGACACAAUGGUCAGAAUUUAGUGCGAUUCACUGGAACCUGUGCUGUAUUUACUCUCCUAAUACCUAAUACAAUAGACAAGAUGAGGAAAAUGGACAAUAGACUAAACCUUGACUCGGACGUUCGCGAGUUGAAGUUGGGAUCCACAUUCACCAAUCCCUCACCAAGGACUGUAUUCCACACGUUAAAAUACGACUUCAAACCGGCUAGUGUAGACGUGAGUAAACCAGCAACUCUUGAAGUAAGCUCAAAUAAGCAGGUCACCGUAACUGUGCCGCAUUUGGAUGGGUCCGGAGUACCCAACACUGUAUUUAAAGGGAACCAGCGAGACUAUACCAGAAAAGAGUGUGUCAUAAUCAUCGAUCGGGUAACGGGAGAAAUAACCCUUGAGAAGCUCAACAGUAAUGUUCAGGUCAAGAAGACCAGAGCCGAAAGUAAAGCUGUUCAGCCGCCUCCUCCACCACCACAAAUAAAGGUGGAAAACUCAACUGCGCGGCUGAGUUCGAAAACCAAAAUUACUACCGGUUCCCGGAAAAACAAUCCUAUUAGCUUCGUGCCAAAACAUUCGCCAUUGCAAAACUCGCCUUCCUACCAUCCAAACAAGAGCCCUCUGUCUGCUCCUGCCUGGAAUGCUAACAAUACCCAACAAACCUUGCCAAGUAUCCCGAUCAUCGGUUUGGAUGACGGAAGUGACUUUAUGUCACUGCCUUCGUCAUCACUGCCCCCGUCUCAAUCCCAGUCACAGAUGCAAAGGCACGAACUGCAGCAGCAGCAGCAGCAGCAACAACAGCAAAUGCACCAUGGUGGCAAUACUCACAACACUAGCGGUGGAAGUAGCAGCAGCAGUGGUUCGAUGAGUAAUAGGGAAACCAAUCACCAUAGUGGUAACAGCAGUAACAGCAACAAUCAUCAAAACAGUCACCAGAACAGUGUCAGCAAUCACGGAGGAAGCGCUCAUGUUGGAUCCAUGGUGGGACUUGGUAGCAAUAACGUCAAUCAUCAUAAUCCGUACAACAACCAUCAUGGGGAAACGAACGUGGAGGUCAGCUUACCGUCGAGGUCUCAUGCUUCGCCGCCUCGCAAUACUGAAUUUUCUACCGGAGUACUCAGCUCGUCGAGCUCUGACUCGAGUGGCUCUAGCGAUAGUGAUAGUGGUUCCGAAUCGGACAGCACAACUGAGGAUAACAAUGAUUCUCCAGUAAAAGACAUGAUGUUUUUCGAUCUAGGUUCGUCCCGAUCGGAGCCUGCCAGCAAUGCUCGCUCGCUUCCCACGCAUCUUCUGACGGAGGAUCUGUGCCUAUCGGAGUCCAACUCGGACUCGGAUUAGAGGCAAACGUCGGCAAACAUGGCAACAAACUGCACAGAUAUAUCACAGGUCAUCCUGGAACUAUUUUUGUAGGGGCACUAUUUAUAUUGAGAUGAAAAUAUACCAAUAUAUCGCAAAGCUAAUAGAAAAGUCAAAUUGCUACAGAAAAGCAACGGUUGUCGGUUGGUGUCACGUCACGUGUCAAAGACUGCAGGAAGUAUAUGUAGCUUAAAGAAUGGUUUUAUUCAAUCUAGUUUUGUAUGAUAAGGCGCUGCCAAAUAAAACAUAAAAAAAAUUAUGAGACAGCACGUUCAGAGGUAGAUGAUGUUUCUAUUUUCUUUCAGCGUUUUUCUCAUUCUUCCGGGAGUGGAAUCGAUUCGUUAGUACGUUAUUUUAUUUUAGUUCUUAUUUUAAAAAUGUUUUCGUCUUGUAAUUCUGAUACGUUUCCGCGUUAUUUACGACUAGUUCUCAUUUGUAUACUAAUUGUUAAACAGCUAAGACCUCAAUCAAUUUCAUCAUUCGUUUUGUUUAAUUUUCAACAUCGAGACAGGGUAUCAGUUUUGUUUUCGGAGAAGUGCUUAAACCUUGCGUCUCAGGCAUUGGCAUUGUUAUAGCUUAUGUAACUGCAGCAGCACUCUGUUGAUUACUUGUGCUCAAGAUAGUAAGGGAAAAGACAAUAUUUAUACUUUUACGUCAUUUGUGUGAGAGAGCUUUCUUCGAACAGAACAGGCUAUUAGCGGAUGUGUAAAAAAUGAUAUUGUCUACGCUAAAUUAAUUACUUACCAUAAUUAAUAAAGAAAAUUACCAUAAACCAGUAAAUAAAAUAUGUUAGUUGAUUUGAA